AUGCCUGAUUUUUCAUUUACGGACAAACUAUUUGUCAACUGUUUAACAACAAAGUUCAGAAAGGCUGAGUCUGCAGAAGUAGUAUUUGGAUCCACUGACAUUGAAGCUGGUGAAUCUGUGACGGCGUCUCAAUUUAUCCUUCAUGAAGGCUACGAUGAAGAUAUAUUUGCGAAUGAUAUUGGAUUAAUCAAGCUUGAAACACCUUUGACCCUGGGUGAGAAUGUCGGUACUGUCAACUUAGCUUCUGAAGAACUUGAUGGUGACGUUAAUGUCACGGUCAGCGGCUGGGAUGGGAUUUUCAUAAGAAAAUAUUUGAAUUUCGUUGAGCUGGUCACUAUUACGAACGAAGAAUGUGGAGAGAUCUAUGGACAAGACGUAAUUCGGCCUGAAAUGGUUUGUGCUACUUCUCCUGUAUCUCAGGUUAAAGGCACUUGUAAUGGUGAUAGUGGUGGUCCAAUGGUGAUUAAUGCAGAUUCAGAUCCAGUUCAUGUAGCUGUUGUCAGUUUUAUGGGCGACGAUGUAUGCGAAACCGGGACACCUUCCGGGUUCGUCAGAACGGCGUAUUAUAGAGACUGGAUCAAAACAAAAACCGGAGUUUAA
Zophobas morio is the source of this 600-nucleotide messenger RNA. Its product is annotated as chymotrypsin BII-like. The record is from RefSeq and is a predicted model, not a curated record. Gene Ontology annotation, biological process: proteolysis. Gene Ontology annotation, molecular function: serine-type endopeptidase activity. The coding region runs from base 1 to 600 and encodes 199 amino acids. NCBI's taxonomy places the organism in Eukaryota, Metazoa, Arthropoda, Insecta, Coleoptera, Tenebrionidae. The transcript is spliced from 6 exons.